This is a messenger RNA of Cololabis saira (Pacific saury), 1851 nucleotides long. RefSeq names its product cysteine/tyrosine-rich 1 (gene cyyr1). The transcript has 4 exons. The coding region runs from base 296 to 760 and encodes 154 amino acids. NCBI's taxonomy places the organism in Eukaryota, Metazoa, Chordata, Actinopteri, Beloniformes, Belonidae. The record is from RefSeq and is a predicted model, not a curated record.
UCCACUGGGAAAAACUGGAGUGGGUUAUUUGAGCAGUCGGGGGACGGCUGGGAAGUUGAGUGGAGGAGACGGGAAUUUAAAAAAAGGGCAAAACAAAACAAAAAAAACUCAGUACAGCAACAAUUCAGAGGUGUGAGUAGGACACGUGGAGUGGAGCCCGCCGGCGCUCACUGAAGAUAAAGUUUGGUUUCUGCGUCAAAGCUGCUUCCAGGAGACUCAGACAUGUAAGAUCCUCAAUCAAACGGAAGAAGUGCGUUUUAUUCCCGACUUGUUUCAUUUGUGAGAGACUGUGAGCAUGGAGGAGGCUCGGGGGAGGUGCAGGACCUGGGACUGGCUCAGAAACUCGCUGCUGCUUUGUUUAUUCACUGGAAGCGACGGCCAGUGUGAAGGCUGCAUAGAGUACUGCUGUGAUGGAUCCCCACCCUUCUGCUGCUCCUACUACACCUACGUGGGGGACGUCCUCUCGGGCACUGCCAUCUCCGGCAUCGUGUUCGGCGUGGUGUUUCUGAUGGGGGCGGUGGCGGCCCUGUUCCUGUGCAUGUGCAUGUGCGUGAAGAGCGGGCGUGGCGCACGGGUGGGCGUGUUCAACACCUCCUACGUCAACACUGUGAGCCAGGGCUAUCCAGGUCCUCCACCUCCAUACACCUAUGAUUAUGAGAUGUACCCACCAUCCUCGCGCCCCCCACCCUACACCCCAACUCCGCCCCGGCUGGACAACUACUCCCCGCCACCACCCUACCCCGGCUACACCCGAAAGUGAAUCCCGCCAGUGCAGGACGAGCGCUGUGACCACCUCAGCGGCAGCUCUCACGGCCCGGAUUCGGAGGCCCGGAGAUGAUUGUACACUUUGUGCUGUUCGUCUUUGAGUACAGAGCACCAAAAUAUCCACAUUAAAACUUAAAUAGUGUCAGUGCUGAACACCUGAAAUGAACGCCACUGCAUCUCUGCGCCAGAGCAUGUGGUUGGAAAGUAAAUGAUUUGACAAAAUGUGGGUCAGGAGACGUCCAAAGAGCUCCACAUCAUGUCUGAUGGACUUAACCGUUGGCUGCCCCGCGGGCCCUCAGCUGGUACUCUGCGCUGGCUAAUAACCCAUAUCCUUAUUUGUACCGUCUGUGCAGAUCAAAGGUAGCGUGCACUUUGAAGGUGAAGAUUAUCUUUGUCAGCAUGGAAGGGAGGCUCAUACCACCGGGGGACAAAUGUUCCUUCUGGACACAGUAUUGACCACUUUAUUUUUAUGUUAGGAGAGUUAAAUACCCCCCCCAUCCAAUUUUAAACUGUUAUAAAAGUUUAUGAUCAAGUCAUUUUAACGCAAGUCAAGUCGUCUACUGGUGGUCCGCUGAUGCAAAGACUAGAACUGGAUUGUGUGUGUGUGUGUGUGUGUGUGUGUGUGUGUGUGUGUGUGUGUACACUGUGUAUAAUAUAUAUAUGUGUACACUGUGUAUAAUAUAUAUAUGUAUACACUGUGUAUAAUAUAUAUAUAUAUAUAUAUAUACUGUGUAUAAUAUACAGUACAGAACAAAAGUUUGGACAUUCAAACAAAUGGGGAAGUGUCCAAACUUUUGGUCUGUACUGUAUGUGUGUGAUAUUUUUAUAUAUAUAUAUAUAUAUAUAUAUAUAUAUAUUACACACACACACACACACACAUCAAUGCCAUGAACAACAUGAAAGGACUGUAAUAUUUUUUUUUUAACCUUACUUGAAAUGAUAUGGAGGAUAAAACAUGAACUGGGUCAUGUAAGUGAAUUGCAGUUGGUGGCAAAUCAAAGUUUUUUUUUUAAAUGACAAUUGUGAUAUGAGUGUAAUGGGAUUUGACCCUAUAAAUGUAUUUUUCUUUUUUAAUUUUGCGGUUUC